AGUUGCGUGCCUAUCGCCCGACCACCGCGAUUUGCUGAACGUCUUAAAAAUAUUUAUAAUUGAAACAUUUACAUUUGUUCGCUAAUUUUCCCAUUGCAUUUAGCGUGGUCGCGUUAUUAAUACAAUAGCAGUGCCAACUAUACGUGCGCUGCACCCACACACACGCGCGGGCGAGCAGAGUUUUGUUUACCUUUUUUUCCCGUGUUGGAUAUCGAGAAGUUUUUGCUGCUGCAACAUAUGUACACGCACAUAUGUAAAUAGAUAGGUUUAUGUAUGUGGCAGUGUGUGUGCGUGCAUAUUGUAUAUAUGUAUAUAAAUAUAUAGUGUGUGUAGAAAAUGGCAUUUAACAGUGAACAGUUAAGUUAAUGCGCAACGAUGCAGAUGCCGUCGCCUGCAGUUGCUGCGCUGCCCACCAGGUGUUUAUUUUAAGAGUGUGGCCCCAAAAAGGAAAACAACAACAACAACAACAAAAAGCAACGAAACUAAACGCAAAGAAAAUCGUUCGCGAGCUGUUCCACAUGGAAAACGAGCCCCAAACAAUUGGCUUUUCCCGCUCCCGCAGUUGUAGUUGUUGCUGGAUAUGAAUCUGAAUUUGAAUCUGAAUCUAAAUCUGCAGCAAAACCAAACAAAGAAUGGCCUGAGCCGUGUUAGCCUGGUCAAAUCGCAGAGCAGCGCCAAGCUGAGCCACAGCAAUGAGGUCGCAACAGCAACAGCAGCAGCAGCAGCAACGGCAACAACGACAACAACUAGCUUACGCGCUGCCAAACUUAAGAUCGAGGCCAUGCAACAGCAGCGCGGCAGCAGCAACAGCAACGGCAGCAGCAGCAGCAGCAACAACAACAGCGGCAGCAGCAACAUCAUUCUGCUGCGCGGCACUCGCAACGAGAAUGGACAGAUCAUCAUACAGAACAAGCAGGAUAUACUCAGCCUGCUCAGCGAACAGCAGCAGGAGAAGGCGACAGCCCUAACGCUCAAUCAGCUGCCCACCACGACAACUGUGGCACGCAAAACGAUUGUCCAGAGCAACGGCAACAGCAGCAACAGUAGCAACUGCAGCAGCAGCAAUGGCAGCAACAUCAUCAACAGCUGCAGCAACAGCAGCUCGGGCAGCAUUUCAAUUGUGGCCAGCAGCGGCAAGGACACGAAUACGAUCCUGCUGCAGACGCCCAUCAAUGCAAGCCAGCUGGAGAGCGUGCUCAAGGCGCAGGUGAACAGCAGCAACAGCAACAACAAUGCCACAAAGCUGAUCGAGCGCCCCUUUAUGCUGAAGCAUGCCUCGCGCAGUCUCAGCUCUGAGAGCAAUUGCGACAGCAAGUCGCCGUUUGUGCUGCAAACGCUGAAGCGUUUGGAGAAAUCACAGUCUAUACUAGUCAUACGCAACUCGACGUCUGCCGCCAACAAUACGCCGCCGCUGCAGCUGAGCAGCAGCAGCAGCAACAGCAACAGCAGCAGCAACAAGAGCAACAACGCCAACAGCAACAAUGUGACGCAGCAGACGCAUCUGCUGAGCGUUUCGCGCAGCUCGAAGGCGCCCAAAGCGGUGGCUGCUACGUUGCAGAAGCUGAAGGCGCCAGCGGCGGCGGCAGCGGCAGCGGCGGGUGGCACGACUAUUUUGAGACUGAGCAAGAGCGUCAACAAGCAGGUGGCAACAGCGACAACAACAGCAGUAACAGCAGCAGCAGCAGCAGCAACAGCAACAGCAGCAACAACAACAACAGUAGCAGCAGCAGCAGGAGCAGUAACUGUUGCCACAACAAAUAAACUGUCCAUGGAGCAGCAGCAGCCGCAAACGAAUGUGCCACUGGGGAACGAUGGCGAACCUAUCAAACUGCCCGACAAUUUGGAGAGCCUGCCAAGAGCCGACAGUUUCCCAUCGCAGCGACAUCGUUGGAAUACAAAUGAGGAAAUCGCAGCGAUUCUUAUCAGCUUUGAUAAGCACAGCGAAUGGCAAUCAAAAGAAGUCAAAACAAGACCCAAGAGCGGCUCUCUGCUGCUCUAUUCGAGAAAGAAAGUGCGCUACCGACGCGACGGCUACUGCUGGAAGAAGCGCAAGGAUGGGAAGACAACCCGCGAGGAUCACAUGAAACUUAAAGUACAAGGCACUGAGUGCAUCUAUGGUUGUUACGUACACUCGGCCAUAUUGCCCACAUUUCAUCGCAGAUGUUACUGGCUAUUGCAGAAUCCGGACAUUGUUUUGGUGCAUUAUCUGAAUGUGCCCUAUCCGGAUGAUAAUAAAAUGGCUGUCAUUGCGCCGAGCAUAACGCUCUGGGGCGAUAAGAAGGAGUGGACCAAGGAGGAGCUGGUUAGUCAACUAAAGCCUAUGCUGUCCACAGUUAAUUCAGAUGAGGAUUCUGAUUCCGGCAAUGAUAUUGAGAUAUCGACGGCCGAAACAGUAGAGUCUAUUGUAUGCCAGCUGAUGGAGAAGCAACGUCUCUCGCGGCAAGCGGCGUUGGUUAAGCAACUCGACUGCGGCUGCGGCGAUGCCAACUGUGCGGAUGGCAAGACCUGCACGCAUCCCGUUAUGCGUCGCACAGGUGGCAUAUUGAAGAGCGUCUCAGAGAAGCGACCCAAUGACGCCUACAGCACAGCCAACGGCACGCCCAACGUUGUGGUGGCCAGCAAGCUGUAUUCACGUUGGUCGGAGCGACACAGGCAGCGCGAUGCCACGUUGCAUUUGGACAACCCGCACGCGCAGUUCCACAAUGCCACGCAGCAGUUGCCGCAAGAGUCGGCGAUCAAAUUUCAAAUCAUUCCCCAGCAGCAACAACAACAGCAGCAGCAGCAGGCCAAUCACAACGAAGGCAGCUAUCAGCAGCAAUAUCGUGGCGCCAAUCAGAUGCUGGCCACAAGAAACAAUCUGAUAAUACAACAGCAGCAGCAGCAGCAGCAGCAGCAACAGCAACAACAACAUCAACAGCAGCAGCAACAACAACAAUAUCAACAGCAGCAGCAGCAGCAGCAGCAGCAUCUGAACUUGCAGCGCUUCGUAGCUAGUCACAAUCAAAGCAAUCAAAGUCAUAAUCAACUCAACAACAACAACAACAGCAAUGCUAGCAACACCUCAGCACAUUUAAAUCAUCGCCUGCAAAUUGCCAAUACAACAAUAACGGCAACAACUAGGGAGGCGGCAGCAGCAGCAGCAGCUGUAGCUGCAACAACAACAGCAGCAAAUGUCAUGGAUACGGAGCUAAUUGAAAACCAAAGCCAGCAGCAACAGCAGCAGCAGCAGCAGCAGCAGCAGCAGCAACAGCAACAGCAGCAGCAGGCGUCUAGCAACUAUAGCGUCAACAAUCAGGCAACUGAUGCCCAAAUUCUUAAUGGUUGUGCCAACUACAGUGCUUCCAGUGACAACAGCAGCCAAAUUAGUGACAGCAACAACAACAGCAGCAGUCGCAGUCGCAGCAGCAGCAACAGCAACAACAGCAACGACGAUGAGCCCCAAGCGGAGUCAAUGAGUUUCUUCAAUGAGACAUUGGAUCUAUCGCACGAGGAUAUACAACGCACGCUCAUUGCAAACAUGCCCUAUAGCAACAACAGCAACAAUCCAACAGCAGCAGCAGCAGCAGCAGAGGACCCAGCGACAGCAACAAUAGCUAGCAGCAACAACAACGAAACAGCUCAACAGCAAUCGAAUGAACGUGAGGACGAGGAUACGGCUGAUGUAUUUGCCAAUUUGGAUGCCUUUGAUAUGCUGGUUGAGUUUCCAGAACUGGAUCUGGAUGAUAAGCAGGCAUUGAAUAAUACAGCCGUCGAGCAGGUGCAUCAUCAAGCCGGUGGCUCCUACCUAGCCACGCCCCAGCCCACAAGCACGCAGCGAAAGCUGCUCAACAUUUGUGAUUUCAGUCCGGAAUGGUCCUACACAGAGGGCGGGGUCAAGGUGCUCGUGGCAGGUCCUUGGACGAGUGAUGGCGGCUGCUACACGGUGCUCUUCGAUGCGCAGCCUGUGCCCACGGUGCUCGUCCAGGAGGGCGUUUUGCGCUGCUACUGUCCGGCACAUGAGGCAGGUUUGGUUACCUUGCAGGUGGCUUGUGAUGGGUUUUUGGUCUCCAAUGCGGCGAUGUUUGAGUACAAGUUGUCGCUGCUGGCGGAUGCGCCAUUCGAUGCCAGCAGCUCCAAUGACUGCCUGUACAAGUUUACGUUGCUGAACCGUUUGUCCACCAUCGAUGAGAAACUGCAGCUGAAGCUGGAGAAUGAGCUCACAUUCGAUCAAACUUCCCUUUUUCUUGAGCCCAACUUUGAGGAGAAACUGGUGCUCUAUUGCCAUCGGCUCACGAAGCACGCUUGGAGCACGCCCAGCACUGGCGCCAAUUGGAGCGUUGGCUUGCGUGGCAUGACCCUGCUUCAUCUGGCCGCCGCCUUGGGCUAUGCCAAGCUGGUGGGCGCCAUGCUCAACUGGCGCGCUGAGAAUCCACAUAUCAUAUUGGAAACGGAGCUGGACGCACUUAGCCAGGAUGUGCAUGGCUUUACGCCCUUGGCUUGGGCCUGUGUUCGUGGCCAUUUGGAGUGCACUCUGCUGCUCUACAAGUGGAAUCAUAAUGCGUUAAAGAUCAAGACGCAGGCACAGCAAACGCCACUCGAUUUGGCCAGCUUGAAGGGCCACAAACAGCUGCUGCAGCAGCUGUGCCGGCUUGAGAAGGAACGCUGCCGCAAGCCACAACCACGCGGCGGACUGGCCAAUCUCUCCAUGAAUCUGGGCGUCGAGGCGGCCACUGAUGAGUCCAAUUAUAGUGUGUACGAGAUGGAGCUGCAGCGCAGACAUGACGGAGUCUUCCUACGACCUGUGGCGCUUCAUAGCAAUCAAAGUCCGCCAAAUAACAGCAGUCGCUACUCGAAGCGCUCUUCCAUCGACAGUGGCAUCAACAUGGAUAUGCGCAGCAAAUCUGGAAAGCCAUUAGCUAGAAUGCACGGCAACUAUGAGACACAUGACAACUAUGCUCUGGGCGUGGAUUCCCCUUUGGACUCGCUGAGCGGCAACAAUUGUUCCGGUCUGCUAUCGCCGAUGCGUAAAAUGGAUUUCGCUCUAUGCGAGGUAUCCACGGGCGAAUCGAGUCCCAUACACGACAAAGACAUCGAUUGCGAUGACAAUUCGACGAGCGUGACUGACACAACUUUAAAUAAUGAGCUCAACGAUGCGGUCGUAGGGGACUCGGAUGCAAAAGUUUUAACGCUAGCGGAACAUAUUAUAGCAGCUAUGCCAGAUAGGAUCAAGAACGAAGCGCAUGAAAUGAUGGUCUUGGGCAGCCCUUUAACGGAGCCACUCACCUCGGAGUCGUCGGCACUGACAGAUAGCUUUAUGGAUCCGCUGCUCGAUUCGUUGCCCAAUACGCAUUUCGAUAGCGAUUUCAGUUUCGAUUUUCAUGAUCACAGCUAUCGAUAUCAUGAUGUGAGCACUCCUUGCUCUAGCCUGAGUCCCGCCAGUUCGGGUCCUUUGCAAUCGCCGGCUAGCUAUUCCAUACUCGGCACAGAUCCUUCGGUCAGCUCACCUAGUCCGCCGCCCUCAACUAAGCAAUUGACGGAGUUCCUCCACGCUUCCAGCAUAUCGCAAUAUCCCUUCGAGGCAGACUUCUCGAAGCUAACGCUCACAGACACCGAACAGCGCGAGCUCUACGAGGCAGCCAAGUGCAUACAGAAGGCGUAUCGUUCGUACAAGGGCCGCCAGAAGAUGGAGGAGCAGAAUAAGGAGCGUACCGCUGCAAUCGUUAUACAAAACUAUUAUCGUCGCUAUAAGCAAUACGCUUACUACCGACAGAUGACCAAUGCAGCUCUAGUCAUACAGCACGGCUAUCGGUCGUAUCGGCGCAACAAGCGCUUCAAGAAGUCCCAACUGGGCACUGGCAGCGAACAGGGCAGUGUGAGCAGCAAUUCCCAAUGCCUGUCCAGCUUUUACGAUCACUACAAGCAGGAUCAGCAGCAACAGCAGGAGCUCAGCUCACAGCCUAGCACGCCCAAGGAGACGAGUCCGUCGGGUCCCUUGAAGCGUACAUAUUCGCAGUCGACACAAAAUCAGGCGGCCAGAAAAAUACAACAGUUCAUGAGACAAUCACGCAUCAACAUUUGGGAUAGCAAUUUGACGACUUUGACUACAGAGAGAGCGAGCCGAAAAAGAGAAGCUGGUGCACCAACGCAGGGCGGAAUACCUUCAAAACUUGCAGUAUCAAGGGCAACAGGAAAUGGCAAUAUGCCAUAGUGAGAAUAGCAACAAUAACAUCAACAAUCUGCAACAUAUGCAAUCCAAUCAAUGAGAGAGAAGCGAAAAGAGAAGCAAAAAAUAUAUAUGGAAUAAAAACUAUGUUCAAUAAGAAUUUAUUAAUAGCUUUAACAACUGAGUGAAACUUUCUACUUUCAUAAUUGUUUAUUAAGACACGCAGCACCUCUUGUAGUGGAAUUUUUCGUUUUUGACUUGAUAAUACUUAUAUAUAUAUAUACCUAUAUAUAUAUAAAUUAUAUAUGUAAUAGCAAGAUCUGCACUUUUAUUCAUUUGCAUAACGAAUUUUAAUAUAUACACAUAUAAAACGAUUGAUUUUCUGAAACUUUGUAAAACGUAGUUUUAGUAUUUUAUAAAACAACAACAAAAGCAACCAAAAAAUCUUCGCAAAAGAGAUAUAGAGAUAAAGAGAGCUCUACUUUUCCAUUUGUCAACUCAAAAGAACUUAUUAACGAAGCCUUCGAAAAACUUUUUAACUCCAAGUGUAGCAAAAGAGAUUUAGUCUUAAAUACUU
Drosophila navojoa is the source of this 6719-nucleotide messenger RNA. RefSeq names its product Calmodulin-binding transcription activator (gene Camta). Gene Ontology annotation, cellular component: nucleus. Gene Ontology annotation, molecular function: double-stranded DNA binding; protein binding; transcription coregulator activity. NCBI's taxonomy places the organism in Eukaryota, Metazoa, Arthropoda, Insecta, Diptera, Drosophilidae. Gene Ontology annotation, biological process: regulation of transcription by RNA polymerase II. The record is from RefSeq and is a predicted model, not a curated record.